CCAAAAACAACGCAAUCUUUGAGAGAGAACAUUUGGAGUUUGAAUCCGUAAGAGAGAACUUGCCGAAGAAUUUGUAAAAACAGAGAAAGAAAUUACAAAUGGUGGCAGCCAAGAUGACGAACGCCAUGGAAGUAGCGAAGGAGGAAGCUCCGGAGGAGAAUCACCGUAGCUCCCACAUUCAUUCUUCUUCUCUGGCCGUCCACCACUCUCUUCCUCUUUCCGAUAUGAAACCCCGCAUCGUAGAGCUGUUCAAGGAUUUGUUCAAGAACUGGUCAAAAUUAGACGAUUCCCACUUCUCUGUCCAGACAGUAGCCGGUGGAAUCACCAAUCUCUUACUUAAGGUAUCUGUAAGAGAAGAAAAUGGGGAUGUUGUGGAUAUGACGGUUAGAUUGUAUGGUCCCAAUACUGAAUUUGUCAUUGAUCGUGAACGGGAGCUGCAGGCUAUUCAAUACCUCUCGGCUGCAGGAUUUGGAGCCAAGUUGCUUGGAGUUUUCACUAAUGGCAUGGUGCAAUCAUUUAUAAAUGCACGUACCCUAACCCCAUCGGACAUGAGAAAGCCGAAGAUAGCAGCCGAAAUUGCGAAGCAGCUUCGUGCAUUUCAUAAAGUGGAAGUUCCUGGUUCCAAAGAACCUCAACUGUGGAAUGACAUGUUCAAGUUUUUCGAAAAAGCAUCCACUCUUGAGUUUGAUGAUAGUGAGAAGCAGCAGAAGUAUGAGACAAUUUCAUUUAAAGGGGUUCAUACUGAAAUCAUUGAGCUCAAGGAAUUGACAGACCGCCUUAACUCCCCGGUGGUGUUUUCUCACAAUGACUUACUUUCUGGGAACUUGAUGCUCAAUGACGAUGAAGAUAAACUUUACUUCAUCGAUUUUGAGUAUGGAUCGUACAGUUACAGAGGUUUUGACAUUGGAAAUCACUUCAGUGAAUAUGCUGGCUAUGAUUGUGACUACAGCUUAUACCCAAGUAAGGAUGAACAGUUUCAUUUCUUCAGGCACUAUUUAGAACCUGACAGGCCAUAUGAGGUACGUGGGAAUGGCAAACUCAUUGCUUAUGUCUUUACAAUGGGGUUUCAAUUUGAUAAUCCCCUUUGUGAGCUGUCAUCCCAUCUACUUGACCAAGCCCAUGCAUGUGCACCUAUUACCCGCAAAGGGAUCUACCUGAAGGCUUGUUUCUUGAAGGUAUCUGACAAAGAUCUUGAAGCUCUUUAUGCUGAGACAAAUGCAUACAUGUUAGCUUCACACUUGUAUUGGGCUCUGUGGGCAUUAAUCCAGGCAAAAAUGUCUCCAAUCGAUUUUGAUUAUCUCCGUUAUUUCUUUCUGCGAUAUGAUGAAUUCAAAAAGCAGAAGGAGAAGUGCUUGUUGUUGGCGCAGUCAUACACGUCGGGCUGAAAUCUAUCCUUCAAAUGCAACACUAGUAGCACACUUGCAUGUUGUGAAUUUGUUGGGAGACCUUUGUGACUUCUCCAAUUGAUAUAUUGUAAAAUAUUCUUUUGCAGCCAUUAGGAGAAAGUAAGGAAAACAAAUUUUGAAAAAUAACGGCGUUUCUUAUGCUCUGUUGUAAUCCUGAUACUAACAUGUGAUAAUAAUACACCUUGGUGUUUCUUG
This is a messenger RNA of Ilex paraguariensis (yerba mate), 1601 nucleotides long. The record is from the annotation of a GenBank genome assembly. NCBI's taxonomy places the organism in Eukaryota, Viridiplantae, Streptophyta, Magnoliopsida, Aquifoliales, Aquifoliaceae.